Acanthisitta chloris (rifleman) is the source of this 459-nucleotide messenger RNA. Its product is annotated as sushi, von Willebrand factor type A, EGF and pentraxin domain-containing protein 1-like. The annotation marks the transcript as partial. Gene Ontology annotation, biological process: negative regulation of complement activation, classical pathway. The transcript is spliced from 2 exons. The record is from RefSeq and is a predicted model, not a curated record. NCBI's taxonomy places the organism in Eukaryota, Metazoa, Chordata, Aves, Passeriformes, Acanthisittidae.
GUGUGCAAUUUCAUUUUCUCUUCCAGCAAAUAUUACGGCAUGCCCGUGGAAAUGCCACAAAAGUGAUAUUUCUCAUUACCGAUGGUUAUUCCAAUGGGGGAGACCCAAGACCCAUUGCAGCAUCCUUGCGUGAAUUUGGUGUGGAGAUCUUCACCUUUGGGAUAUGGCAGGGGAAUAUCCGAGAACUGAAUGAUAUGGCAUCCCAUCCAAAAGAAGAUCAUUGCUACCUUCUUCACAGUUUUACUGAGUUUGAAGCCCUGGCACGCAGAGCUCUUCAUGAAGACCUGCCCUCUGGCAGCUACAUCCAAGAAGAUAUAUCACAUUGUUCAUAUCUCUGUGAGGCAAAUGAAAACUGCUGCGACAUCAUGGCAAGCUGUAAAUGUGGUACUCACACUGGCCAGUUUGAGUGUAUCUGUGAGAAAGGAUACUAUGGGAAAGGACUACAACAUGAAUGCACAG